CUAACCUAAACAACAUUUGCAGGACAGUAUUUAUAUAAGUUUUGGCUAAUUGGUUGUUUUUAAUUAAGAAAACGUUAAUUUAACAUAUAAAUUGGACAGUGAUAAUGUUAAAUAAACAUAGUUUAGCUUCACACUAGUGUUUACAAGUUUAAAAUCCUAGGAAAAAGUGUUCAAAAUUGUAAAAGUGUCCCGUUAUAAUUCGUCCCUGUAAGACGCGUCCCGAAUGUAAACUUCAAGCUUCAACUUGUAAAAUAGUAAAAAUUGCUUUAUAGAAAAUUGAAAAAUGACAUCCGUGUUUGCGAGUUAAAUGGUUGUUUAUUCGUUCCAGGACUAUCCAGGAAAACCAACCAAAACAAUGAAAAUCGCGUAGUAAAUGUGUGUUCGUCUUUUUUUUUUGGGAGUGUCCACUUUAAUCUGAAAAAAUGUCUGGCCGAAAUCGUCCCAUCCAACACAAAAAUCUAUCGACGAUAUUCUCGAAGCUCCAAGGGGCCUUUUCCGAUGUAGUGACGCACCCGAAAUUCGCCACGGACAAGCGUACGCUGGACAAAACAUGGAAAUUAAUGGACAAAGUGGUCAAGCUUUGCCAGCACCAAAGAAUGAACUUGAAAAAUUCGCCCCCGUUCAUCCUGGACAUCUUGCCGGACACUUACCAGCGAUUGCGGCUGAUUUAUUCAAAAUAUGAAGACAAUUUAUCCGCGUUGCACUCAAUUGAAUAUUUUCACGUUUUCAUUAUUAAUUUGAUGAGGAAGUGCAAGCAGGCCAUCAAAUUGUUCAAAGAGGGCAAAGACAAAAUGUUCGACGAAAAUUCCCAUUACAGACGGAAUUUGACCAAAUUGAGUUUAGUUUUUAGUCAUAUGCUCAGCGAACUCAAGGCGCUUUUUCCUAAUGGGUAUUUCGCCGGCGAUCAGUUUAGGAUUACCAAAUCGGACGCCGCUGAUUUCUGGAGAAACAACUUUGGCAAUAGCACACUAGUUCCUUGGAAAAUAUUCCGACAAGAAUUAAACAACGUCCAUCCGAUCAGUUCGGGCCUGGAAGCCAUGGCCCUAAAAUCCACCAUCGAUUUGACCUGCAACGAUUACAUAUCCAAUUUUGAAUUUGACGUGUUUACUAGAUUGUUCCAACCUUGGACCACCUUGUUGCGCAACUGGCAAAUUUUGGCCGUAACUCAUCCAGGUUACGUAGCCUUCCUCACCUACGACGAAGUCAAAGCCAGAUUGCAAAGGUACAUGGGCAAAGCGGGCUCGUACGUUUUCAGAUUAUCCUGUACAAGAUUGGGCCAAUGGGCUAUCGGCUACGUCACCUCAGACGGGGAAAUUCUACAAACAAUACCACAGAAUAAAAGUCUGAUUCAAGCUUUGCUUGAUGGAUAUAGAGAAGGAUUUUACUUGUAUCCAGAUGGUAGAACCAAUAAUCCAGAUUUAGCUUGGGCGGUGCAGCCAAGUCAAGAAGAUCACAUAGCGGUGACUCAAGAACAAUACGAACUCUAUUGCGAAAUGGGUAGUACUUUUCAACUAUGUAAAAUAUGUGCGGAAAACGACAAAGAUGUUCGGAUAGAACCUUGUGGGCACUUGUUGUGUACACCUUGUUUGACAGCGUGGCAAGCGGGUUCUGAAGGUCAAGGUAGUCAGGGUUGUCCGUUUUGCCGGGCCGAAAUUAAAGGGACUGAACAAAUUGUUGUGGACCCGUUUGAUCCGAAAAAGUCACACAACCGUAAAAAUUUUCCUACGUUUUCUCCCAUUACGAAUUUGGACGACGAAGAGGAAUUUGAGCAUGGCAAUUUAAUUUAUGGAAGUCUAGAGUCCUUUCAAAAGUCAAGUAGUGAAAAAUUGAUACCGCGAUUUUUGGCCAGCCAUCCUGUUAAAAUGCUCAGUGCCCCGGAAAUAGUCUGGAACGAUGCUGGAGAGCUUUGGAAUUGUGCCGGUAGCAGUUUGCACGCACUGGCUUUGAAGCCUAGGACUGAUAUUUCGCACUCUUCGAGUCCGAUGAUAUCGCCAGGAAGCAGUCCCAGAUUCAUGCGCCGCAACCCGCCCGGUACUAUCCUAGUACCAACCACCGCCCCACCACCCUUACCACCCAGAAAAAGUUCUCCAACCCACGAUCAACCCUCUGCGUCGUCGCGUAACGGCUUAAGUGACGCCCAAUCACAAUCCGUAACGAAUUUAGCAAACGUCGAAGUACCGCCAACACUGCCGAAAAGUAGUUCGAUGCUCGAAAUGCGCAACAAUCAUCAAGAGGUUGUCGAGCUGAGUACUCCUGAAACGAUUGUCGGGCUUGUAGUAUCCAACUGCGACAAUGAUGGGCUCAUUGAUACGAGCAAAAGGCAUUUGAGUUGUCCGUCGAAUCGUACGGCGCCCAAAUCGGUGCCGCCCAAAUCGAACACGACGCCCAAUAUUAGCGGGAAGCCUUACGAGAAUGUUAACGUUGAGCUGCCGCCCAAAAUUAAAAAGCGUCUCAAUCCUUUGGAACGAGACGCCAAUGUUUCCUAUGAAAAUUUGAAUAUUGAUUAUAUUAAAAAAUUAGUAAGCGAAGGUUAUUCCAGGGACUCGGUGAUUAGGGCGUUGGGCAUAUCUAGGAAUAACGUAGACAUGGCUUGUGAUAUUUUACACGAAUUUGGUACAAAGUUAGGAUAGCGGGUAAACUGUUAUUUACUACUAGCUACUGCCCUUGUAUAGGUUUUUUUUUUUUUUUUGAGACUUUAUAUGGAGUGUUUUGGUGUGCCAAAAACUAUCCGGGAAUUGUUGAUGUUAUUUUGUAGCAGAGAAUAUUUUUUAGUCAUAGAAAAAUCGUUCAUUAAUUUGAACAGUAUCUUUGUGACAGGUCUGCAGCCUGGGCUUGACAAUAGUUAUAUCCAAUUUCAUCUCAACUGUCAGUUACGACAUUACUUUUCCCACUUGGUCAACAAAUAAAACUACAUAAAUAAAAGUACCUAACUACACACUUUGUAUACAGACCAGACCAACCUACUAGACACAUAGAGAGAAAUAAGACGAAUGAGCUUGUAACUGGUUUCAACAUAAGCCAAACAUAGCCAAGCUGUAUAUGGAUAUCAGUCAACUGGUCACAAUAUGUAAAAGCAAUUUUUGACUGAUUCACUAUUCUUAUAAUUCUCGGUUCUUGAUUGGUACAUAAUAAUUAUUGUUGAUUUCAUCUUUUUUUCCGGUAAAUGAAAAGUAAUAAUAAUUAAGCGGGCGCCACACGAUGUGUCCAAUGCCUUCCAACGUUUAACACAUAGCGAUUUAUGACAUCGUGCGCUGUGCGCUAGUGAAGAAUGUCAAAGAUUGUAUCCAACGUUGGGACCAAUGGUUGAACGCAUCGUGUGGCGCUGGCUAACGACUUUUCUAUGAAACUAAAUAUUCUUUGUUCGCAUUCAAUUUAAAAAAAGCAAUAUUUAAUACAAUACCUCAAUGUUGUUAUACACUCCAAAUACAAGUCGGAAUUCUUGUAAAUCGUGUAUCUAAAACUUUGUCAAUGUUUAGACUAUAAAAAUGAUAAUCAAACCAUUUUUUUAGUAGGUAGGUAAUAACUUUGAUUUUGUACCAAAUAGUUACCUCAGAAUUGCUAAUUAAAGUAGGUAUUUUAAGGUCAAUCCACACUAAUGCGAUCUAAUAAUAAUGGAGAAAUAAGUCUGUGUAUUAAAUUUGAUUGUGUAAACAAGGGGGCCUAGUUGUAAAUUAGUUUUUUUGUUUUAGUAUAGUUGGAUUUACUAUUUAAGUAAAUUGGCCUAUAUAAUAAUUGUGUGAAGAAGUACAUAUAAUACAAAAUAGUCGUUUUGUUUUGUAGGCUUCAAAUUAAUUACAUAUCUAUUUUUGGACCUGAUCUAUGAUUGAAAUUUACAGGGUGAGCCCACUAUAAAAGUUGUAGUUUCACAUUUUAAUUAAGUAUUAUUAUGCGCACUAUUUUUGAUUGUAAUUAGUGUAUUUAUUAUUUCAAAUAAUGAGCAAAAGGUUUUAUUCCUCAGGAACUAGUAACCAAAGCACUUGUAAAUAUAAAACAAUAUUAUUUAAGUUUUUUCUGUUGUGUAAAUACUUUGCAAGAGAUCUUAAAUUGUAUUUGAAUAAGUAAUGAUAAAUAAUAA
This is a messenger RNA of Ceutorhynchus assimilis (cabbage seed weevil), 4075 nucleotides long. Lineage: Eukaryota; Metazoa; Arthropoda; Insecta; Coleoptera; Curculionidae. The record is from the annotation of a GenBank genome assembly.